GGCAAGUUAUGGCAGCGCGUGGCACCAUGCCCCCUCCUGAUUACUACCUAUUUGACACGGCUAUGUCUGCUCAGCCUCCUGAGGACCUGCAGGGUCUGUAUCGAUGCAGCCAACAGCAGCAGCAGCAGCAGCACCACCACCACCACCACCUGCUCAGCCGCUCCGGUUCCCAUUAUGGGCUGUCCGAUGGGGGAAUGAGAGCAGCAUGGAAUCAAGGGCAAGCCAGGGUUGGUGCUGUUGCUAACUCUGUUGUGGCUCCUCCUGUUCCGGCUCCAACUCCCGCCCCUGCUCCACCUCCUCCCCCACCUCCUCCUCCGCCGCCUCCGCCUCCUCCUCCCCCUCCCCCGCCCGCUCAUGAGCUGAGCCGUCUGUAUAGGGAUUCUCUGGCCACCAAGAUGCUAAUACCAGACAGCCAGCGCGUCCGCAGUAGGGAACCCUCUCCGGCGUUUUUUGGGCUUGAGCCGGCCCCUGUGCUUCCGCGCUACGCCUGCACUGAUCCCUCACUGGCCGGCCGCUGCUCCCUCUACUCUGACCUCAACGGCCUCCCAGUGGACUCUUACCAGGUGGCCGGCUGCUUCCCCCCUGAUCCGGCUCUAGUUGGUUCUCAGGGAAUCAACGGAACUCUCCCCAGAGGGAUGAUGCUUAGACAUGAGAGCUCGCCGGGCGGGUAUGGCGUCGUGGCCUCACCGAGACUGCCCUAUGACCCUGCGUACGAUCCCUCGAAUGCUGCUAUGGUUGCUGCUUCUCAGGCACCCCAAGCUGGCAUGCCCUCACACCCAUCUGCUGCCAUGUCUGUGGACUCAAAGCGCAUGGUGGACCAAAGCUUCCUUGCUUUGCUGCGGGCUGAAGGACUUUCCGAGAGCACCAUCACUCUCCUGCUCCAGCAGGGCUUUGACUCCACCUCCAUGCUUGCUAUGAUGGAAGACCAUGAUGUGCGCUCAGUGGCACCUAACCUGGGUCAAGCACGCGUGCUCUCCCGUGUGGUCCUCAACUGUAAGACGGGAGCGCAAGGAAAUGCGGCUCAGCAGAUGCGAGCGCGCUCCAACAGCUUCAGCCACAACCGCAACGACCUCUACAUGCAGCCGCAGGGCAUUACCAUGGACCCCCAUCUGUCUCAGCCACCUCCCUCAGCCUUACAGGCUAUUUCCCCAAGGAUGGGUGAAUUUCUCGGCCGGAGACCCAGUAGCGCCCCCUCUCAGCAUCUUUUGGAGACCACUACCUCCUACCCAGGGGCAAUGAGACCUAUGGCUGGGAUGCCCAUCAGCCCUGGAGGCUAUGCCGCCGCUCUGACCCAGCCCCGGCCGCUAACCCACUACAACACCCACACUGGGCUGGCUAUGUCAGCCCUGCAUCAUCAGCAGCAGAACCAAAUGGCUCCUGGGACUCCGGGAACAGCCCCCAAAACUUUCUCCGGCACCUACAGCCCCAUGGAGCUCAUGAAAAGGGCUCCCAACCUACCACCUCUGUCGCCAGCUCACAGCCCCCAUCUCAGCCCCCAGCUGAUGCGGAAGGGUACGGCUCCGGCGGAGGGUGCAGUUGUCCCUGCUUCUACUACACUGCAGACCACCAACACGUUCAAUGCUGCUGCUAAUCAGAAGUUGACCCGCCGGACAGGACCACCCGUCAUUGUGUCUACCAUGGCAUCGCCCGACACAAGUAUCCGGCCCCAGAUCAUGAACGGGCCGAUGCACCCGCGCCCGCUGGUGGCGCUGCUGGACGGCCGUGACUGCACGGUGGAGAUGCCCAUCCUCAAAGACCUGGCCACCGUGGCCUUCUGCGAUGCCCAGUCCACACAGGAGAUCCACGAGAAGGUGUUGAAUGAGGCGGUGGGGGCCAUGAUGUACCACACCAUCACCCUGACGCGAGAGGACCUGGAGAAGUUCAAAGCCCUGCGCAUCAUCAUCCGAAUUGGCAGUGGCUAUGACAACAUUGACAUCAAAGCAGCUGGAGAACUGGGCAUUGCAGUGUGCAACAUUCCGGCGGCAGCAGUGGAGGAGACGGCCGACUCCACCAUUUGCCACAUCCUGAACCUGUACCGCCGGAACACCUGGCUGUACCAGGCCCUGCGUGAGGGCACCCGCGUCCAGAGCGUGGAGCAGAUCCGAGAGGUGGCCUCUGGGGCCGCACGCAUCCGUGGAGAGACCCUGGGCCUCAUCGGCUUCGGUCGCACGGGCCAGGCGGUGGCGGUGCGGGCGAAGGUGUUUGGCUUCAACGUGCUCUUCUACGACCCGUACCUGCAGGACGGCCUGGAGCGCUCGCUGGGCGUACAGCGUGUCUACACCCUCCAGGACCUGCUCUACCAGAGCGACUGCGUCUCCUUACACUGCAAUCUCAACGAACACAACCACCACCUCAUCAAUGACUUCACUAUCAAACAGAUGCGUCAGGGGGCGUUCCUGGUGAACACGGCCCGAGGGGGUCUGGUGGAUGAGAAGGCCCUCGCCCAGGCCCUGAAGGAGGGGCGGAUACGCGGAGCUGCCCUGGAUGUGCACGAGACCGAGCCCUUCAGCUUUGCCCAGGGCCCCCUGAAGGACGCCCCCAAUCUGAUCUGCACCCCCCACACUGCCUGGUACAGCGAGCAGGCCUCUCUGGAGAUGAGAGAGGCAGCGGCCACCGAGAUCCGGCGAGCCAUCACCGGCCGCAUCCCAGACAGCCUAAGAAACUGCGUCAACAAGGAGUUCUUUGUCACCACAGCACCCUGGGCAGUGAUGGACCAGCAGGGCGUCCACCCUGAGCUCAACGGUGCCACCUACAGGUACCCGCCAGGGCUGGUGGGCGUAGCUCCAGGUGGCAUCCCAGGGGCGAUGGAGGGUCUGGUGCCAGGUGGGGUGCCUGUCGCCCACAGCCUCCCAUCGGGCACCCACCCUUCCCAGGCCCCCUCCCCUAACCAGCCGUCCAAACACGGCGAGACCAGAGAACACCUGACCGAGCAAUAGCACCGCACCAGGAGGAGCCAUCGCUAUAGCAACACCAUAGCAACCAACCAAGUGAACAACCAAGCAACCAACCGGGACCAAGAGACAGUGAACUCACCCGCUGCCACACAGCACUGGGGGUUGACAUUCGUUCCAUGGAUUUCUACUCCUCCGUUUUUAAUUUUUAAAUCUCUCUCUCUGUCUCUCUUCUGGUUCAGUAAACUCUUUUUUGUUGUUGUUUUUGAGUUGUGUUCUGUUUCUUUUUCUCUUUGGAAAAAUUUUUUUCUUUUUCUCUUUUGGACAUCCAGUGUGCUAACACUAUGAAGGUGCGUUAGUGGGAAGAAAACCUCACCCCCCACCCUGACAACCCACAUCUGAUUGGAUGGCCUGCUUCCCAACGCACCAAUGGGAGAGCUCUGAGACACCACAGCAUUGCGUGCUACUGGACUCUGCCCCCCUCUCCGCCAUCCCACUCCCUAGCCAGCGCCCCCCACCCAAACCCCAAAGCACUCCACCUUCUCUGCCACCGCUCCCAUCCUUUUCCUGGCCCCUCCCUUAUCUGAUGUGUUGCUCCAUCUGAAUUUAGGCCCUGUAGAUGAUAUUUUUUUCUCUUUUGGUCUUCGGUAUGAAAGAAAGAAAUGAAAAAAAGGUUAUGAAAUAUAUAAAUCUAUAUUUAUCAGACAUCAGUUAAAGGAGAGAAGUAGUUUGAUUGCCCUCCUGCAGUGGUGAUCUACAGAGUGAGCUUAACCCUUUCCUGACCUCAGUCAUCCUUUUUUUGCCCCUCCUCCCCCCUAAGAACUUAGUUUAUGUCUGCUCCUUUGUUGCCCUCACCUUUAAUAGAGCCAUCAGUAGACCAAAUAUUUUAAACAUCAAGACGAGAUCAAAGUUCUAAGCUGUCUGGUAGUUGGGCUUUGUCAACAGCAACCUUGAAUAUGCUCACUCUACAAUAGCAUAUCUCAUUGAACUCCAAAAAACUUUGGGCCUACAGUAAAGCGUGGCCACCAGUUAGAGAGUGGGUCUUCAAACUGGUCUCUUUUUUCAGUGUUGGAUAACAUGGAUCAAAAAAAUGUGUGAAGUUUAUGGAGCCAAGUAUGAAUCGGGGAAGAAAAGACCAGCUCAGACCUUGGCUACUUUCAGAAGAUCUAGUGUGUUGAGACUGCACGGUCUUGAUGGAUUGCAGACUCUUGACAUAGGCCUAGGGCCACAACCACAUCAUCCGAAAAUGUAUUGACCCAUACAGACACCUUCAUUUAGAGUUGGCUUCAAAAAAGACUGUCUGUAGCUGAGAGAUGUUCUGUGUUUUUUUCUGAACACCAUUGACAUCUUUUUGUUUUGUUUUGGUUUUGUUCUUUUUUUCUUUCUCUCUGUGGUCUCAUGCUGCCGCCCCCAGAAGGACACAUUUUGUGUAGCCAUUCUGUAACCUGCCUGUGACUUCACUUGAUGUGUGCAAGAGACUCCAUGUGACUUUUUUUCUUACUGCUUGCAAAGUUGGAUGUUCAGUCCAGUUUUUUUGCUGAAAGGACAUUUCCUCACUGAAAGGACAGAAGGAUGGACGAUGUGGGACUCUCUUCUCAUUGGCUGGUCCAGACAGGCAGCGAUGCUCUUUUUCGCGUGUUUGCUUUCUCUUGUGUGAUCGGUUGAGCCUUCUGACGGACAUCACAGUUGAACAGGAAAGGGUUAAGGAGAUCUCCAUUCCGUAAUGACUCAGGAAAACACUUUUUGCAGAUGUUCUUUUGUCCCCCUCCAAUUUUUGGUCCGAGAAAGAAAGAAAGAAAAAAGAAUUCUGGGUAGUCUGCAUAUUUUCUCUCCAUUUUCCUCCCAUUGUGGUAUUUUUAUAUAUCAGAUGCAUCCCAUGUUUUUGGUGUUUUAAAAGAAAAAAGAAAAAAAGUUUUGCAGUCCUGUUAGAUUUGUAUUGCCUAGUUAAAUGUUCCUGUAAUCAUAGUCCUAUGUGAUCUUCCCUACCUUUCUCUCUCUCUCUCUCUCAUGCUCUCUCUCUCUCUCUCUCUCUCUCUCUCUCUGUCCCUUCCUCUACCUGUUUCAUUUCUUCCUUCCCCUCUCCCUUUUAUUUUUUUGUUGUUCUCUUGAAGGCCAGGUUUUUGGGGCGUCCUGUACUCUGUAAGAGCAAUAGCAAAACUCCUACUUAGUGCCCAACACUAGCAGAAGCAGAGGCCGUCAGCAGUAUGUUUUGUUUUUAGUGUGAGUAUUUGUAUUUGUUUCUUGUACAAGGUGAACAUUUAGCAUACAGUGCAGUUCAAAUAAAAGAUACAAUUCUGACAUCCUA
Messenger RNA from Alosa alosa (allis shad), 5196 nucleotides. Its product is annotated as C-terminal-binding protein 2. Gene Ontology annotation, molecular function: oxidoreductase activity, acting on the CH-OH group of donors, NAD or NADP as acceptor; transcription corepressor activity; NAD binding. The transcript has 9 exons. The coding region runs from base 9 to 2936 and encodes 975 amino acids. The record is from RefSeq and is a predicted model, not a curated record. NCBI's taxonomy places the organism in Eukaryota, Metazoa, Chordata, Actinopteri, Clupeiformes, Clupeidae.